AGCCCAGCGAAGAAGAGCGUUGCCGUUCAAAACAAUAGAAGCAGUUGAAUCCGUCGCCUCAUUCGUACGACGGAAGAUGUCUCAGAUUAACCCCGACAAAGAUGACCAGGCGCUGGGUAGCAAAAGGGGCCUUUCCCUGCCCAUUUCCCGAGUGCGAUUGAUCAUGAAGAGCUCCCCGGAGGUGUCCAGUAUUAACCAGGAAGCCCUUUUCCUCACCACCAAGGCAACGGAGAUGUUUGUCCAACAUUUGGCGCUAUCGUCAUUCAGCAACGGCCAAGGGAAGGAAAGCAAGAGUUUGUCGUACAGUGACCUCGCCAAUGCCGCAGAGGAGAUAGAAACUUUCCAGUUUCUAACAGAUAUCCUCCCUAAGAAGAUCUUGGCUGGUGACUACCUCAAGUCUUUGGAGCAAGUGCGAGAAGAGGAAGAAGAAGCAGCUGACUUGUAAAACGAAAUGGGCGUCAUGUUUGGGGCAGAUGUGAUUGCUGAACUUUUAACCCCCCAAAAGAGUGAUAGGAGUCAUGUUGACUUGGCGAUGGUGCCUUCAAAGGCGAUUCCGUAUCAUGUGAAUUUAGUACAUGAUGCUCACAGAAAGCUAGCGCUGGACACUGAUCAUCUGGUCAACGGUUUGAAAUGUAUGCAGUUGGGAAAUUCAAUAACUAUCAUGGCUGUGACCUUUCAAACUGGAACGGACACUGCAUUGCGGCAUGAUCGUAAAAGCAAACAUAGCAGGCCUGUCGUGUUGCAUUUUUUUAAAAAA
Messenger RNA from Syngnathus acus (greater pipefish), 757 nucleotides. It is a transcript of the gene chrac1, whose product is annotated as chromatin accessibility complex subunit 1. Gene Ontology annotation, molecular function: protein heterodimerization activity. The transcript is spliced from 3 exons. The coding region runs from base 77 to 445 and encodes 122 amino acids. Gene Ontology annotation, cellular component: nucleus; CHRAC. The record is from RefSeq and is a predicted model, not a curated record. NCBI's taxonomy places the organism in Eukaryota, Metazoa, Chordata, Actinopteri, Syngnathiformes, Syngnathidae.